Messenger RNA from Puntigrus tetrazona (Sumatra barb), 2992 nucleotides. RefSeq names its product carnitine palmitoyltransferase 1B (muscle) (gene cpt1b). Gene Ontology annotation, molecular function: carnitine O-palmitoyltransferase activity. Gene Ontology annotation, biological process: carnitine metabolic process; fatty acid metabolic process. Lineage: Eukaryota; Metazoa; Chordata; Actinopteri; Cypriniformes; Cyprinidae. Gene Ontology annotation, cellular component: mitochondrion. The record is from RefSeq and is a predicted model, not a curated record.
AGUAUCUAGUUACACAUACACAGAACGGGAGAGAGCAUUUAUGAGGGCCACUAUGUAGCAGGUAGUUACAAGAAGCGUACAGGAAAAAAAGCAAACACUCAGAAAACAGGCAACUCGCAAAAUAAAGGAAAACAAAGAGGGAGGGAGAGGAGAAAGUUUGAGUACAAGAGGAGAUAAAUAGUCACUGUGCUACAGAGUACACGAGGAGUCGACUGAAGGGCACAAGAGUGAAGAACGGUUUGCUUCCAUAAAGGACAUUCCAGCCCAGCUGAAAGAAAAUUGUAUCUCAUUAUCCAUUGAGUUUCACCUGACUUGCAGUGUUGCAGGCUGUGCUUUAAGCCUGUAUAAUGGCAGAGGCUCAUCAGGCAGUGGCAUUUCAGUUCACCGUCACACCUGAUGGCAUUGACCUACAGUUGAGCCGCGAGGUUCUCAAACACAUCUACCUAUCUGGAGUGACAUCAUGGAAGAAACGUGCCAUCCGCUUCAAGAAUGGUGUUCUCACAGGAGUUUACCCUGCUAGUCCCUCCAGCUGGUUAAUUGUAGUUAUUGCAAUAAUGAGCACCAUGUAUGCCAGGAUCGACCCCUCCAUGGGCAUGAUUGACAGGAUCAAGACUUCUCUACCUGUGAGCGAGUUUAUGACCCUUCAGACUAAGACGGUGUUGAGUGCCAUCCUGUUUGCCACAGGCCUGUGGUUAUCAUUCAUCUUUCUGCUGAGGUACAUCCUGAAAGCUCUCCUGUCCUAUCAUGGCUGGAUCUUUGAGUCACAUGGCAAAAUGAGCUUCUUUACUAAAGUCUGGCUGAGUCUUGUAAAGCUGUUGUCUGGCAGACGACCGUUGCUUUACAGCUUCCAGGCAUCUCUUCCCCAUCUGCCAGUACCGAGUAUUGAUGAUACAAUCAGCAGGUAUCUAGAAUCAGUUCGACCUCUUCUGGCUGAUGAGCAAUAUAAACAGAUGGAGAUUGUUGCUAAUGACUUCAAAAAGGACCCUGCACCCAAACUCCAAAAACACCUCAAACUCAAAUCCUGGUGGGCCACAAAUUAUGUGAGUGAUUGGUGGGAGGAGUACAUCUACCUGAGAGGACGGGACCCCAUCAUGGUCAACAGCAACUUCUACACAAUGGAUUUACUCUAUGUGGUCCCUACACACAGACAGGCUGCACGAGCAGCAAACGUAGUCCAUGCCAUGCUGCAGUAUCGACGUAAGCUGGAGCGAGGAGAACUUACCCCGCUGAGAGCUCUUGGGAUUGUCCCCAUGUGCUCUUUUCAGUAUGAGAGAAUGUUCAACACCACCCGUAUUCCUGGUAUUGAGACCGAUUUCGUGCAGCAUCUGAAGGACAGAAAGCACUUGGUUGUGUACCAUCGAGGCCGUUUCUUUAAGGUUUGGCUGUACUACGGUGGUCGCCAUCUUUGGCCCUCAGAGCUUGAGUUGCAGUUUCAACGUAUCCUAGAUGACAAGUCUGAGCCUCAACCUGGAGAGAUCAAGCUCCCUUCACUGACUGCUGGGAACAGGGUUCCCUGGGCCAGGGCCCGUUUGAAGUACUUUAAUGCAGGGGUCAACCGGGCGUCUCUGGAGGCCAUUGAAUCGGCUGCAUUUUUUCUGACUCUGGACGAUGAAGCGCACGGAUAUGAUCCAGAGAACAUACGGUCCCUAGACCUCUACGCCAAAUCUCUACUGCAUGGAAAGUGCAAUGACAGGUGGUUUGAUAAAUCCUUCACAUUGAUUGUCUACAAGAAUGGUAAAAUCGGCGUCAACACUGAGCAUUCAUGGGCUGACUCCCCUAUCAUAGGACAUAUGUGGGAGUAUGUUUUAGCCACAGACAGUUUCCACCUUGGAUAUACGGCAGAGGGACACUGCAAAGGAGAUAUCAACAAAAGCCUAGCAUCACCUACCAGACUACAAUGGGACAUCUCGAAAGCAUGCCAGGAGAUUAGGGGUUCUUACAUGAUUGCAAAGGGAAUUGCUGACGAUGUGGAUUUCCACUGCUGCUUGUUUAAUGAGUUUGGAAAGGGCCUGAUAAAGAAAUGCAGAACAAGUCCUGAUGCUUUUAUCCAGCUGGCACUGCAGCUAGCUCAUUACAGGGACAAGAGCGAAUUUUGUCUGACGUAUGAAUCGUCCAUGACACGCAUGUUCCGCGAGGGCCGGACGGAAACCGUGCGCUCAUGCACAUGUGAGUCCACGGCUUUCGUAAAAGCAAUGGAGGACGAAAGAACCACGACUGAGCAAAGGUUAGCGCUCUUCAAGAAAGCCGCAGAUAAACAUCAGAACAUGUACCGUCUGGCCAUGACAGGGGCCGGGAUCGACCGCCAUCUCUUCUGCCUCUACAUCGUGUCCAAAGUAAUGGCCAUUGACUCACCCUUCCUCAAACAGGUUUUGUCGGAGCCCUGGCGCCUCUCCACCAGUCACCCUCAACAGCAGCUCAACCUCAUCGACAUUCAGAAGUUUCCCAAAUUUGUGGGAGCUGGAGGCGGCUUUGGGCCUGUUGCUGAUGACGGUUAUGGGGUUUCUUACAUCAUUGUCGGCGAGAAUCUCAUUACAUUUCACAUUUCCAGCAAGUUCUCCAGCCCUGAAACGGACUCUUUUCGUUUCGAGAACAUCAGACAAGCCAUGCUGGACAUAAGAGCUCUAUUCAACCCGAAAGAGAAGAAGAUGUGACUCCUGAAAACAGCUGACCCAAACUGAAAGCACCGGUUUAAAGAAAAUAAUCUGAGAAAACAGCACAAAAAGCAACCAGUAGAUUAUGUUAGUAUUAUAUAUAACUUGUAAAUAUAUUGUAGCUAUUUAUAGCAAAGAAGUGCUUUAGUGCACUAGAUAUUUUAGAGCAAAAUGGGAAAAGAAAGUGCAAAAAAACAAACAAAACAAAACUGUAUUUAAUUGUAAAUAUUUCAGCAUGUAGUAUUUGGCAAAUGACUGUAUAUAUUUCAUUUGUGCAUAUUUACUUCUGAAAAUGUUGAAGGUACUGUGCACUUAAUUAAACUGAAACUUUACACAUAAAA